Messenger RNA from Salarias fasciatus (jewelled blenny), 3051 nucleotides. It is a transcript of the gene zbtb7c, whose product is annotated as zinc finger and BTB domain containing 7C. Gene Ontology annotation, molecular function: protein binding; RNA polymerase II cis-regulatory region sequence-specific DNA binding; DNA-binding transcription factor activity, RNA polymerase II-specific. Gene Ontology annotation, biological process: regulation of transcription by RNA polymerase II. Bases 201 to 2195 code for a protein of 664 amino acids. The transcript has 4 exons. The record is from RefSeq and is a predicted model, not a curated record. NCBI's taxonomy places the organism in Eukaryota, Metazoa, Chordata, Actinopteri, Blenniiformes, Blenniidae.
UGUGUGGAGCCGGUGAAUGGACUGAACGCUUGGCUGACUGACUGACAGACGGGCGAAGAGAAAGGCAGCUGUGUUUCAAUUAAAGAGAGCAAUGCUGAGAGGUCAAGUGAGGAGCAACAGAGCCUCUGAGUAGUCUGGAAAUACAAAGACACGUGAGCGGGAUCGAGACGCUGGAGGUACGCUGUGACCGAGAGAGGAGGAUGGUUCACCACAGAGAGGAGGACCUGAUCGGGAUCCCCUUCCCGAACCACAGCAGCGACGUCCUGUGCAGCCUGAACGAGCAGCGCCGCGACGGCCUGCUCUGCGACGUCAUCCUCAUCGUCCGCGACCAGGAGUACCGCACCCACCGCUCCGUCCUCGCUGCCUGCAGUCAGUACUUCAAGAAGCUCUUCACCGUGGCCACCGCCGACGGCGGGGAUCCUCAUCACGCCGCCGCCGUGUACGAAAUUGACUUUGUGGCUCCGGAGUCUCUGACGGCCAUCUUGGAGUUCGCCUACACUUCUACCCUGACGGUGACGGCGUCCAACGUCAAGGAGAUCCUCAACGCGGCGCAGAUGCUGGAGAUUCCCUGCAUCAUCAACGUUUGCCUGGAGAUCAUGGACAGCGGCGGUGGCGGAGGCGGCGCGGACGGAGGAGGGCGAGAGGAGGAAGGAGAGGAGGACGAAGAGGAGGAGGAGGAGGACGAGGAGGAGGAGGAGGAGGACGAGGAGGAGGAGGCGGGUUCGAGAAAGGACGAGCAGGAGGAAGAGGAGGACAACGUCAGCGAGAGGUCGCUGCAGUCGCUGGAGAGCAGGGGGGAGCAGACGCCCCCAGGGACGGGGGAUUCGCCCCCUCCCAGCACCUCCGCCUACCGCCAGCAGUUCGACCUGCACAGAGAGUCGUCCCAGUCUCAGUCUCCAGACGCCACGAGGGCCAAACAGGAGAGUAUUGAGGGUCGCGCUCUGAAGGACUUCUCCAUUGAAUCUCUUCUCCAAGAAGGGCUGUACCCCCGCAUGUCAACACUGGACAGGAGGGCCAGCUUCUCGCCUCUCCUCCCGGGAUUCUACCCCUCCGUGUGGGCCGCAGACUUCCCGGCGUUCCCUCCGCAGCUCCACCACCAGCAUCCCCACACCGGAGCCCCGUCGCAGGCCAGGCGCCAGCACCCGUUCCCGACCUCGGCACCGCUCGAGGCCCCCAGGCCCCUCGACCUCGCCGUGAAGCGAGAGAUCAUAAAGGAGGAGAUGAAAGAGGAAGUCCCGCCCAGCCUGCUGCAAGGUGACUUCCUGAAAGAGUUCGUCGGCUCGGGCAUGGGCGGCGCGGUGAACGCCGGGUCGCUGCCCUCAGAGGGUCACUCACUGGGCCCCAUUAAAGACGAGGUGGACUUCCGGUCGUACUUGAGCUUCUUGAGCUCUGCGUCCCACCUGAGCGCGCUAUUCCCUCCCUGGCAGCUGGAGGAGGAGAGGAAGAUGAAACCCAAGGCGUCGCAGCAGUGUCCCAUCUGCAACAAAGUCAUCCAGGGAGCCGGGAAGCUGCCGCGACACAUGAGGACACAUACGGGAGAGAAACCAUACAUGUGCACCAUCUGUGAAGUACGAUUCACCAGACAAGACAAACUCAAAAUCCACAUGCGGAAGCACACGGGCGAGCGUCCCUACAUCUGCCUCCACUGCAACUCCAAGUUUGUCCACAACUACGACCUGAAGAACCACCUGCGCAUUCACACGGGGGUCCGGCCCUACCAGUGCGAGCACUGCUACAAGAGCUUCACGCGCUCCGACCACCUGCACCGGCACAUCAAGAGGCAGAGCUGCCGCAUCUCCCGCCCCCGGCGAGGACGGAAGCCGGCCGCCUGGCGGUCCGCGCCCACCAGCAACUUCCUGUGCCCCCCCGCCGCCACGCCCAACCGGUUCGAGGAGAACGGGCUGAGCCCCGCGUACCAGGGGGUCAAGGGUCACGGACUUGGGGAGCUGCUCGGCCUCGGGAACAGGGGUCUGGGGUUCAAGAGCGCGGACAGGGAGAGCCGGGAGGAACGGCGAGCAGAGGGCAGGCACGUCGCGGAGGAGGAGAAGGCGGGGGCGGGGAGGCAGAGGGGAGUGUUUGCCUUCGCCCUGGCUGGAGAAGAAGUGCUAACCCAUUCUCCAUUUUAUGCUGCCACCUCUGACCCCUGGACCAUGAGACUGGAGCGUGCUCCACCCAUCCCUGAGCCGGCCAAAUGAACUGAGAAAAGAAAAAGAAAAAAACUGACUAAAAAAAAAUCUCCUUAAUCUUUGCAUCUUUUCUGCUCCAGGAAGCGAAAUGCACCUUGUUGAGAGGAAUAAGAGAGACAUCAACAAACAUUUUCAAGCCUGCUGAUGUGGCAGUGGUAAAACAGUCUUUCUCAGACAAUGCAGUCUAAUUACAUAAUUGUGUCAGCCCUGUGAAUGUUUACAAUUAGUUUUAUUGCAUUUAAGAAAAACGGAACUAUCCAGUACUGCUUAUAAGGUUGCAACUGUUCUCUACACACUACACUCAACAUAUUUUGGGUGUCUUGUUAGCAUAUUUAUCUACAGCGCCGACAAAAUGGCACCGACUCAAAAUAUGGUUAAAAUUCCAACGUAACAGAGAUGAAACUGAAGCAUCGAUUUGCAAGAAAAUCUAAAUCUCUCAAUGCUUCAUCAGUAAGAUUCUGAAAAUUCAAAUGAGCGACUUUAAUUGCAUAUAUAAAAUAUUGACUACGCAGCAAAUAAGAAGCACUGUAGAAUGUACUUUUUACAAUGAAAAAAGGUGAACUUACAAUUGAAACCAACCGACUACCCAAAAAAAAGUUGUGCUAAGAUAUUUUGUGUCCAAUUGUCUUAAAAAUGAGCAGUGCGCUGGUGAAAGAAGCAUUUUAAAAUGGUUCGAUCGUUUGCUUUUUCUUCAAUAUUUUCUCAAAGUAAGGUAUUCCACUUGAAGUUUAAACCAGGAUAUGCACUCCUGUGUGUUAUCCUUUCACUGCCUUGUUCUGGUAUGAGCUCCUUGUCUGCACUAUUGUACAUAAACACAAACUUUUUGGCCAUGGUGGUGUUAAUUAUGGUGUUUUGCUGAUGAUGA